UCCAGGUAAUCUUGCGUCGACCACCUCGCCAUACUUUUCUACGUCUUCUACGCUGUCAACCUCAAUCCCUUCGUCAUCGACCUCCGGCACUAAUCCACAGGAUAACCCCUCUGCCCCCCUGGCAAGGGCUCGGAUCCUCUCCCCCGCACCACGGGAUGCCAUGUGGAGCUUGGAUGACGAGGAAUUCGAGGCUUUCAUAACUGAGUCCGGAUCAGCGCCUAUCUCACCUUCAAAGCCCAUCUCCAAACUGCCCUCAAAGCGAAAUGUUCCAUCUGCAAAACCUGCGUCACCACCCCGUCCCCCAUCCCCACCAUCAGAUUACGAUUUAGAUUUGAUGGACCUAGACAUCGAUGAAGAACUCCUUGCGCAAGCGGAUAAAAUAGAGGCAGAAGCAUUAGCGACUGUUUCUAAACCACCAGGCACGAGAGGCUCAGGUUCUAAUACACGAGACAUGCGUCAAAUGAAUGCUUCGCAGGCGAAAGGUUCACGCUAUCAAGGUAUUCAAGGGAUGACAACUGCUCUGCAGAUGGCGUCUGGCUCAUCUCGACCGUCCGCAGUUUCAACCGUUAGCACAACGACAUCACAUCCCCGAAUCGGUCCUACAUCGGCCCAACGCCGGCCAGCAAACUCCACCCAGUGUGGGGUACCGAGCCCUGCUUCCGUUCGACGUCAACAUGUUCCGUCUACCUUGCGGGAAAAUGUCAUUGACGUCGAGUCGGACGAUAGCAUGUAUGUGGACGAUUCAGAUGAUGGAAAAGAGAAUGUUCCAACACGGACGCGAACACGGACGCGGGCGGUAGUCGAUGAGGAUAUAAUUGAGAUUUCUGAUUGAGAAUAUUUUGAUUAAUGUUGCAAAUUCUUUGUAUGUGAUGUUCUUUGGUCAAUUAUAUCACCACUCGAUUUCAAGUGUUAGGAGAGCUAUUUCAUAGACACCCGAUGUUGGCUUCUUGUACAACUAGGUUCGGAAGGAGAUGCAGGGGUUACAGAGGUCGAGGCGAGUAUUGUCUCCCGCACCUUGGAUGCGUCCCGUUGUUAUACUUUUUUUUAAUUUAAAAAAUCAAAUUUAUUGCCGUU
Suillus subaureus is the source of this 1074-nucleotide messenger RNA. RefSeq lists its product as uncharacterized. The coding region runs from base 161 to 832 and encodes 223 amino acids. The transcript has a single exon. The record is from RefSeq and is a predicted model, not a curated record. NCBI's taxonomy places the organism in Eukaryota, Fungi, Basidiomycota, Agaricomycetes, Boletales, Suillaceae.